Cylicocyclus nassatus is the source of this 219-nucleotide messenger RNA. The record is from the annotation of a GenBank genome assembly. Lineage: Eukaryota; Metazoa; Nematoda; Chromadorea; Rhabditida; Strongylidae.
AUGUUGGCGAUGAGCGGUUGCGAUGAGCUCAUUACCGAUUUUGAAGAUAGGAUAAUUUUACCUCUGCAAAUUGCUGCUCAGGCAGAUAGCUCACUUUUAUGCCCUCCAAAAGGGAUUUUGCUGUACGGUCCACCAGGUUGUGGUAAAACAUUCCUAGCGAAGGCCGUCUCGGGCCGUUGGAUGCAGGUUUAUAAAUUUGCAAUUGUCCAAUCUAACUGA